Trichomonas vaginalis G3 is the source of this 1884-nucleotide messenger RNA. RefSeq lists its product as uncharacterized. The coding region runs from base 1 to 1884 and encodes 627 amino acids. The record is from RefSeq and is a predicted model, not a curated record. The transcript has a single exon. Lineage: Eukaryota; Parabasalia; Trichomonadida; Trichomonadidae.
AUGCUGUCGGUAACAGCAGUUACCCAGGAUCGACUGUAUAAGGCGAAUGUGCAUGGGUCUGCACCAAGUCUUCCAUUUCUUCCGAAUAAGUCACCUCAGACAGCAAAACAAGCUUUCAAAACCCAAAAACUUUUAUCUGAUCUCAACUCUGAGUUUCUUAAUAACUCAAUAGCCACUAGGCGUCAUUCCAUAGAGACUAAGCUGCAAACUGAAUCAUUCAUGACAGCUACAGAACCAAAGAUUUCUUUAUAUCAACACCAAACUGACGCCAAUCGAAAGACUUUAGCCAAUAUUGAGCAAAGGCUAAACUCCAUGUGCGCUGAAACGCUCACCCACAUCAAAAGGAAGCGCACAGACUUAGAUUUGGGCCAAACAGUGAUUACAAACAAAGUCAAAACAGAGUUUGAGAACAUAACAGAUCUAGUUUCGAAACAAGUGAAGCGAACAGAUUGGAUUAACGGUAUCACCCAAACGAAAACAACAGAAACAAUUCAAUCGGUAGGAGAUUUGAAGCAAAAAUCAGAUGAUGUAUCGAUGAACGCAGAGAAAAUCUUCGAGAAUGCACGUGGUAAAAUCAAAACAUUACGUCCAAGGUUCGUAAAUGCUGAUUUGAAAGUUCAAGAACUCGAAUCUACUGUUCAGUCGAUUUUAGCUCAAUACAGAGAAUUCCAACGUAUGAUGGAACAGCUGAAGAACGCCAAUCGCAUGCUGAAAUACUUAAGAGACGAAGGCGUGAACAACAUGGUUUCUGAGCAUUAUCAAAGGCUAAUUGCUCAUCUGAGUGAGCAGUCCAUCGCGUUUGAUAAAAAGAUGGGAAAAAAUGACAUGAACGCGGCUGCUGCUGAAGAAAAAACGAAAAUGCAACAAUCUGAAGUUAUUUCAACGAAUGAACAACUCGACAAACUAGCGAAAGCAUUACAAGACAAUGAAUCGAAGAUUGCUUCAUUUGAUGGUACAUCAGAUGAGAAUAUUCAAUACGUUGUCAACAAAUUAAAUCAAAUUGUUACUCAAUUGAAGGAUGAGAUAAAGAAACAGCGUACAGAAAUACACCAUCAAAAAUGGCUGAAGGUAAGAGUAGUAAAUAGGCAGUUAAACACGGUUUCUAAAUCUGCUCAGUUAAAUCUCGAAAAAUUAUCGGACGAUUGGACUGAGUUCAAAACCAAUAACGUAGCAAUACAGAAAGAUGUCGAUAAAUACAUUGAAAAUAUAAACAAAACCUCUGGUGGAUCAAUAGAUCAAAUUUCUGCCAGAGUUGACUUAGCGGCAGCUCGUAUUGCAUGGUGUCAGAAGCGAUUUUUACAAUGGGCAAGAAAUGGAGCCGAUAAUAGCGUUGCUUUGCAAAAAAUUAUCGAAGCUGAGAAAAAUCUUUCGAAAUUGGAACAAAGCCUUCAAAGGUUGGACCGCCAGAAGGCAUCUACACCUCCAUACCAAGUAGUCCAAGAGAAUCCAAACUACAUAAAGGACCCUGUUCCAUUGCCUGGAACAUCUGGCCAGGAUGAAUCCAACGAAAUGCCAAACAAGCGGCUUACUUACAGCCAGGAAGAUAUGGAGAAGCCACUGAUUGAAGCCGAUCCAGAUCCGUUCGAAGAAGAAGAUUUUGUUGAUAAUGAAGAAGAGCCAAACAUCUUUUCCUUUAUGCAUCAUGAUCCGAAACAGGAAGAAAAUAACUAUCCAGACCUCAACGAAGAAGAAAAACCAAAACCAAAUCCGAAAUCAGAAGAAAAACCGAAGAAAGAACCGAAAUCAGAAGAAAAACAGAAACCUGAACAGAAAGACCGUCAAUUACCACUUAAAAAGAACCUCACUGAAUCAGAUUUCGUAAAACCCAAAGAAAAACCACAAGAAAAACGUCCUCUUUCACAAGAACAAAAGCCAAGUUUUUAA